Scatophagus argus is the source of this 5300-nucleotide messenger RNA. It is a transcript of the gene irs2b, whose product is annotated as insulin receptor substrate 2b. Gene Ontology annotation, molecular function: insulin receptor binding; phosphatidylinositol 3-kinase binding. The transcript is spliced from 2 exons. Gene Ontology annotation, cellular component: plasma membrane; cytosol. Gene Ontology annotation, biological process: insulin receptor signaling pathway. The record is from RefSeq and is a predicted model, not a curated record. The coding region runs from base 864 to 4247 and encodes 1127 amino acids. NCBI's taxonomy places the organism in Eukaryota, Metazoa, Chordata, Actinopteri, Scatophagidae.
AAAAGGAAGAGGGGCCAGAAUAUCUCGUUUAAACAGUGAAUGCAUGUGUGGCGCAGAGGGAAUAUUAAAUUCCUGUGACAGAGCGGCAGACCCGACUAGGCGAUGCUUGUUUACCAGCAGAAGAGGAUAACCGGAGGUUUCCCUCUACAGCCACGUUAAAAUCUGGUCAAGUAGUUGUGAAUAAGCACCGACUAAUAAACAUAAUAAUAUAAGAAUUAAUGGGCUAGUUGCUCUCAUUAAUUCUGUGACUAACCAUCAGAUCGAGUUACUAUUUAUUCUAAUAUGUUUUACAAUCCACUUCAACCCCCUAAGUGACGCACAUGUGGGCUUUAUAGGUCAUGAGCAUUAGACAUUAGUUUGGCACAUUCAGAUUGAUUUAAAAAAUGUUCGCAGUAGUCAAACGCUGGAUCACAGGACCAGAGAUGCUAUAAAUAAAGCUACAGUCCUGGCUGACUACGCUCAAAUGAGUCGGAAGAGGGCAGAGUGAUAGUAGGAGGGCUUUCUCCUUCUCUCUCUCUCGCCUUUGAACGGGGCCACCUCACUCCAGCAUUCAUCCCGUUUCCACCAAUAAGCCCAAUGAGCUGAGCGCGCACCGCCCACUGUCGGUGUGUGUGUAUUUUUUUUUCUUCUCCUUUCCUUUUUUUUUUUUUUUUUUUUUUUUAACCAGAGCUGGAUGUGUAGAUCGUCACAUGCUGUUUCCACCUCCUCGGUCCGGACACUAGCAGACAUGUGUUAUUUAUUGCUCGGCUUUGAGAGAAGACGAACGCACGCACAACCGGCUCUGAUAAGAGAGGAUUAAAAUAAAGCGCGUCGUUUCUUUAACAACUCGAGGAAAGGAAGCAUUGUGUCUGAUAGCCAAGAGAAUGGCGAGUCCGCCAAACACAGGAGAUCAGCCGUUAUUGCCCAGUACUACGAGCGCGAUAAAUGAUAUCAAGAAAUGCGGAUAUCUAAAGAAGCAGAAACACGGACACAAGCGCUUUUUCGUUUUGAAAGAGCCGAGCGAAGGCUUCCCUGCCCGGCUGGAAUACUACGAGAGCGAGAAGAAAUGGAAAAACAAAUCGGCCGCGAAGAGAGUUAUUCCUCUGGACUGCUGUCUCAAUAUCAACAAGAGAGCGGACGCAAAACACAAAUAUCUUAUUGCUCUUUAUACCAAGGACGAGUAUUUUGCCGUGGCAGCAGAAAACGAGCAGGAACAGGAGAGUUGGUACCGGGUGCUGACGGAUUUAAUGGCAGAGGGGAAAGUAUACGACGGCUCAGCGUCUAACUCUGCGUCCUCGCUGGUUGGCUUUGACGAGGCGAGCUACGGUGUAAUAACGCCGGUUUCCGCCGCCUACAAGGAGGUAUGGCAAGUAAAUCUGAAAUCCAAAGGCCUGGGGCAAAGCAGAAAUUUGACCGGAGUGUACAGACUCUGUCUCUCCAGCCGGACUAUCAGCUUCGUCAAGCUAAACUCAGAGGUUGCCUCUGUCAAUUUACAGCUGAUGAAUAUUCGGAGGUGCGGCCACUCUGACAGCUUUUUCUUCAUUGAGGUUGGUCGAUCUGCAGCCACUGGUCCGGGUGAGUUAUGGAUGCAGGCUGAUGACUCUGUCGUGGCGCAAAAUAUCCACGAAACUAUCUUGGAGGCGAUGAAAGCCAUGAAGGAGCUGUCGGAAUUCCGUCCGCGCAGCAAAAGCCAGUCAUCCGGUACAAACCCCAUCUCUGUGCCCACACGACGGCACCUGAACAAUCUCCCCCCGAGCCAGACUGGACUUCCCCGGCGGUCGCGCACUGACAGCAUGGCUGCGACCUCACCUGUGAGCAAAUUUUCCUCCUGUCGAAUACGCACGGCCAGCGAGGGCGAUGGCACCAUGACACGCCCCAUGUCAGUGACUGGCAGCCCCCUAAGCCCAGGAGCCCACAGGACCCUGCUGAGCAGAUCUCACACCAUUACAUCGCGCCCUAGUAGGACAUUUGAAUCUUCUUCCCUCCAGCACAGUAAGUCCAUGUCCAUGCCCCUGUCUCGGUCCCCGCCCAUGGCCACCCCAAGCCCGGUGAAUCUGUCCUCCUGCCCAGACAGCAGUGCUCCUCGCCCCUCCAGCUGCAGUGCCUCCUUCUCAGGCUCCCCCAGCGAUGCUGGUUUUAUAUCAUGUGAGGAGUAUGGCUCAAGCCCUGCAGAUGCACGGGACUUGAGGCUACCACUCACUCUCCGUAGCAACACCCCUGAGUCUCUCAAAGCUGACACUCCCCCAUCCCGGGAUGGCAGCGAACUUGACGGCUAUAUGGUGAUGGAACGGCAGAAUCAGAACGGUUAUCGUCGGUUACCGGAGCUGGACAAGGCUUAUCGAAAGCGCACAUACUCCCUCACUACACCCCGCCAGCAGAGGGGUCCCCCCCAAGUAUCUUCAGCCUCCCUGGAUGAGUAUACUCUUAUGAGAGCAACUUACACCAGUGGAAGUCAGUCUUCUCGCAGGUGUCACACUGCCUCACCUAAAGGGAUGUAUCCUGAGGAUUACAGGGAUGUUCAGAGUGGCGUUAGCAGUCUCCAAGGUGACAGCGGAUAUAUGCCCAUGAUGCCAGGGGUGGCACCUCAGACACCGGGGUCCAAGGAUGACCCCUACAUGCCCAUGAGCCCCAUGUGUGUUUCUGCACCAAAGCAGAUCAUCAACCCUCGUUCACACUCAUCUUCAGCGGGGCUGGCCCCACGCACUGAUUCCCCUGGGAGUGUUUCUCUGGAGGACAGUGGCUAUAUGCGGAUGUGGUGUGGAACAAAGAUGUCAGUGGAGAGCACUGAUGGAAAGCUCACCAAUGGAGAGUACCUAAACAUGUCUCCUGUUGAUCCUCUAGUGUGUCUCACACCUCCAGAUUAUAUCCUCAGUCCUCUCGGAGGAGAUCCCCAACCCCUGCAACAUCACAGACAGCCUUAUGCUUACAGCUCUCUGCCACGCUUGAUAAAAGGCCCGUUGCAGCGCAACGGGUCCACAGACACAGAUCAGUAUGUGGUGAUGAGUUUACAGAGACAGCGGAUAGAGGAGGAGUCCAACUAUUGUCCUAUCUCUCCAGGAGACUCUGUGGCCAGCAGCUCUCCGGGGAUACCAGGCACUUCUUCCACUGCUGCAUCACCUCUCAGAGUGGCUCGGAUAGAUGGAGGUCUGGUACACCGGAGUAGGGUGUGUCGACCCACUCGCCUGGCUCUGGAAUCCCUCAGAACACUACCAUGUAUGAGCGAACACCCCCUUCCUUCAGAGCCACGCAGCCCCGGAGAGUACAUCAACAUAGACUUUGGUAGUGCUACCCACGACCUGCUGGCAUCAACAGUGUCAGGGAGCUCUGAGUCCUCUGUGAGUGUUAAGUGUGCAGAGGAGGGAUCCCUGCCACUCUCAGACUAUGCUAAUGUUGACGUCAGUUCCCCAGGUCACCUUGGCCCACACCAAACCGGGGGUUCCUCCCCUGGAGGUUGCCUAAACCACACGCCUGAAGUCUCAAAUUGCCCUAGCCCAUUGAACACCCAGCAGACCAUACAGGGAGGCAAGGAGGAAGAAGAGGAAAAAACCACAGAGAGACAGGCAGAGGAGAGGGGGAUGGGAGAGGAAUAUAUUCUCCAACAGCAGGUGAGCCUGGUGUGUCAGCCCGAUGUAGUCAAGGAUGACUACACUGAGAUGACUUUCAGUCCUCCUGCCCCUCUGCCUGCUCUUUGCACCACUGAUGCUGCUCCCCUGCCCACCAGCCCCACUGCCUGUGUCCAGAGACUCAGCCUUGAGAAUAGCAAUGUGGAUAUUGUGCCCCCUGUGCCACUGGACUCUUUUCUCCUGGGGGGUCCUUCAUUAUCUGUCACCCUCUUGGAUCCACACAGGGGGGCCAAAGUGAUUCGGGCUGACCCACAGGGGCGCCGGCGACACAGCUCUGAGACCUUCUCCUCCACCACCACUGUCACUCCCGUGUGCCCAUCCUUUGCUCAUGACACCAAACGGCACAGCUCUGCUUCUGUGGAGAAUGUAUCCCGCACAGUUUGCAGCUCAGAGGGACCCGAAGAAGACUAUGGCAGCAACAGUCCCAUGUGCCGGGAAAUGUCAGCUGGUUAUCAAAAUGGACUUAACUACAUUGCCUUAAACUUGAUGGAGGGAAACCUUGGAGGAUGCAGACUGGGUGACUGCGAUGGACUCCUGAGGUUCAAGACCGCCUGCGGCUGCAAGGGGGGCAUGAAUGGUUUCAAUACUAGCCCAUACGCCAGCUUGGGAUUCAAGGAGACUGCGGCUGCUGCUGUAAAAGAAUGAGGACUGAUGGAUCCUCGCAGCCCUCCCCACCCGACGCUCCCUCCUUUUCCUGUGAACUUAGGAUUUCGCUGCUGCCAAGUUAUGAGGUCGCCACGGCGACAGCUGGACCAUGCGCCGCAGUCGAUGUCCUUUGACCUCUUCGCCGCCUUCGAGGGUCACGGGGACGGCCAUCACCAUGGCAACACGGACACUUGACCCUUGCCCCAAAUCUUCCCUCCGCUUUUUUCGGCACCAAAACAUUGAGGCGCCAUCGCUGCUGCUGUACUAGAUUACUUAAAAGAUAACAAGAACUUAAACAGACUAUUAACUCUAACUAUAGAUAGGUAACUAUUUAUCUCUGUGUGUAGGCCUGCAAAAUUAUCCUGCAGUUUAUUGUUAUGUUAAUUAUUAUUAUUGUUGUUAUUUGCCAUUCUUACACUUUCAGCUGGUUUUAAUUGCCAGAUACUCUCGCCUGAGAAACCUGUGAACCAAACCUGGACAGCAUAGUAUGCACACACAUACACGCAAAAAACCUUUCAUGCAUACAGAUUACAUAUAUUUAUUUAUUUAUCAUGUAUGUAUGCAUUUAAUGAAGUGUGUGUGUGCGUGUGUGUGUGUGUGUGAGUGUGUGUGUAUGCGUGUGUGUGAAUUUGCAUACAGAUUGUACUGCAAAAAAGAGGUGGCAUUUAUAAACAUAUUUAAAAAUCAAAGUUACCAUUUGCUUAAAAAACACUACCUCAGCAAAAACCAGGUUGGUACCAAUUCACACAAUAUAUAUAUAUAUAUAUAUAUGUAUAUAUAAUAUGCAUAUAUAUAUAAUAUUUAUUUUCAGAGGUGAAUGUUUUUUAAAGUCACCAAUCCAAAGCCUUACUCUAGCCAUCAGCCCACAUCUGAUGGCCCUUUUUAGUUUGGACCUAUAAACACGCAGUAUAUCAAAGAUUUAGCCAAUCAUCUUACACACCGAAUGUUGAUCAGAGCCAAGCGAGAGAUAGCCUCUCUGAGAUUAAGUUCCUUCUCUCCCCGUGUUACAUGUAUGACAAGAAUAUGUAUUAAAUAUCCAGAGUAAUAUAUAUA